Messenger RNA from Racocetra fulgida, 576 nucleotides. The record is from the annotation of a GenBank genome assembly. Lineage: Eukaryota; Fungi; Glomeromycota; Glomeromycetes; Diversisporales; Gigasporaceae.
AUGGAUCCAUUUAAAUUUAACGAGAAGCAAAUCAAAGUUAUUAAAGCACUUAGUGGAACUUUAAUAGCAGAAUUGGAUGAUUUAGAGACAGAAGCUCUUCUAAAAACAAAAGCUACUGUAAUAAAAAAACAUCCAUCUAAAGUUAUCGAAUUUUCUAAAUUUGAUUUAUCUGACAACAAAAAAUUUAUAGAAAUUUUAACCGAUAUACUUGUAGAAAGUUUAUCAGAAGAUAAAUUAGUUAAAAUUAAUGUGCUUCUUAAUCUUUUUACGAACAGUUCAACUUCCUUAUUAUUAACAGGUUACUUUAAACCAUUUUAUGAACUUGAUAGAAAACAACGUGAAGUUGUUUUACAAAAAUGGACUAAAAGCUCUAAAUUUUAUAGAAAUUUAUUUGCAAUUUUAUCUACUUUGAUCAAUGCUACUUAUUGGACACAUUUUGAUAAUUAUUUUGAAACUAUCGGGUAUCCUGGUCCUGAUCCUGAAGCUAAUGGUGAAAAAUUUACUUCGAAAAUCAAUUUAUUUCCUACUUACGAGUUUAUUAAUGUUCCACCUGAAGGAUUGGUGUUACAUUUUGAU